AUGGCGGAGUUACGGGCCGGCAAAUCUCAACGUAUAGUUGCGGCUAACUUCAACACCACGCAAGGUACAAUAUCAAAGACCAAAAAACGCUGGGAAGAAGAGGAAAUACUGCAAUCUAGGGCACGAAAAGGGCGUCCUAAGAAACUUACGGCGCUGCAGAUUAGCCAUUGGCGCCGUAAAUGGCGGUCAAAAAGACGGAUUAAACUGUCAGAAGAAGAUGCAAAAGCCAGGCUUAAAUACUGUGAAUUUUGGCUCCGUCAUCUUGACGAUUACAUACAGAUUUGCUUCAGUGACGAAGUUACUGUACAGAAUGCACCGAACAAUCCCGACGGCUGGGUCUUUCGCCGACCUGAUGAGAGAUAUAGGAAGGACCUAGUUAACAUUCAGUCACACGGAAAGGCUUGGAUCCGGCGGCCAAAAAAGGAGGUUAUUCCAGCUGGUCAUAUAGGAAAGCUCUUACAGAAGGUCUCCUCCCUUUCCUCGAUAAAUUUGAGCUAUUUCAGCAAGACAACGCCCGUGUGCACAUCGCCAAAGCUACAAUAG
This is a messenger RNA of Fusarium oxysporum Fo47, 543 nucleotides long. RefSeq lists its product as uncharacterized. Bases 1 to 543 code for a protein of 180 amino acids. Gene Ontology annotation, molecular function: nucleic acid binding. Lineage: Eukaryota; Fungi; Ascomycota; Sordariomycetes; Hypocreales; Nectriaceae. The transcript has 4 exons. The record is from RefSeq and is a predicted model, not a curated record.